AUGGAGAGAGAAAGCUCGAAAGAGAUCACUCCACGGAAAAGGGUCGCAGUAGCCUGCAGUAGAUGUCGCCUCCGCAAGUACAAAUGCGAUGGAGCAAAGCCAAGCUGCUCAACCUGCUCUUCUGCCAAGCAUUUGUCAAUAGUUUGUACCUACGAAACCAGCAACAAGAAGCGCGGUCUGCCAGAGGGCUACGUACGUGGCAUGGAGAAGCUGUGGGGCAUCGCAAUGCGCAAGAUCGAUAGAUUGGAGGAACUCCUGCUCUCGGUGUUGAACAAUGAUCAGGACCCGCUGCUACAAGCCUGGAAUGACAAUUCCUCGGGCCCCUUGCGCGUGUGGAGGAAAAGUCGCUUAGCACGUGCGCUGGAUCGACAUUUGCCUAUUUUGGAAUUGAAUCGUGAUAGUGCAGGGAAACGGAAGCGAUAUAUCGCGUUCUCGGACGCAGAUGAAGAGGGAGAUGACGAACGAGACGAAAGACAGAAAGAGGGAUAUGGGGACUCUAGUUUUCAAGUUGAGGAUAUGAUCGAUCUUCCCGACGCAUUGACGACGGAGGGAAACAAUAUCAAUUCCCAACUAGAUGAAUUGGGGCCACAGCCAACAAUAGAGCCACCAAGACAACUUCUUCCUGCACCAAUAAGCGACAGGUUACCACCAUGCAUUGACCACCUAGUCAAUGUUUAUUUCUCAUACACUCACUGCUGGUUCCCAAUCCUAGAAAAACAUGAGAUUCGUCGACUUGUGUAUUGGUACUCGAGAAAUGGCCAUUCGAAUGGCGAAAAGGCCCCAUAUGAGGCAUUAGAGGUUAUCCUAUGGGCAAUUUCUGCCCUUGUUACCCAUCAAGUGUCUCAAUCAGAAUUGUGGUCCAAGAAUUGCGGGCUCCACAACCCUACAGCGGAUCUUGUAGGGCUUUAUUACCAGAAGACCCGAAACCUGAUUCCAGCGGAAGAGGACGAGGCCAGUUUCCACCUCGAACAUGUGCAGGCUUUACUUAUCCUGGUUCUUCUGAAUAUCGGUCACGGGGAGUGGUCUGCCGCUUGGCUCCUCGUUGGCAAAGCAAUUCAGAUGGCUAUAACUCUGGGUUUAGGCCGUGGCCCUCAGUGUCCGCCUUCGAAGGAGCGUCAUUCGAGAUCACUUCACGUAUUUUGGGGUUGCUUUGUGCUAGAUACAAUGAUUAGUGCCAGGAUCAAACGAAUGCCGCGUCUUAGACCUGAAGAUAUUAAUGGAAUGGCUUUUCUGUGCGAAGAGGGAGAUGAGGAGUGGGACUCAUUGUCGGAUUGCUUGCAGGCAUAUAAAGAAAAGGAGAACACAACCCAUCCUCUAUUUAUCUUGAGCACAUUCAACCGAUUAAUCGAAAUAUGCAGGAUUUUAAACAAUCAUUGCGUGUCUCAACACCAUUCGAGGACUGAAUGUUCGAGUUUUUCUUCUUCUGGACGGCAGCUUAUAAAGAACCUUAUGGAUUGGAACAGCAGUCAAAGAUCCACACCCAAGUUCGAUGCGCAGUCUCGUGAUUCUACUGCAUAUUUGCAUCAUUAUAAUAUCCAAUUAAUAUACCUUCUGUCAUUGAUGAUCAUCAACCAAAGCAUGCAGCGGGAUCAUGCCGAGAAACAUUUAGAUACAAGCAACAACGUACAUGGUGGCCAUCCCAUGGGAAGGCUGGGUUUAUUAGUCGUCAGUCUUUUACAGCAGCAAUCAGAAAGACACAGCCUUUUGGUUGUUCCCCCUACCUACGCAUUUAUAUCCGAAGACUUCAUUGGCCAUUCUGAAGCAGCGGUUGACCAUACAACUUCGUAUACAGCGGUGUUCCCUGACCUACUCAAGGUAUGGCCAGGAUUUAGAGGACAGGCUCGUCGUCAUCAUUCACUAGGCAACACCAGUGAUUCAAUGUUGCAGCCAAGUACAAACACUCUUCAACAAAACUUACAAGGGGAAUAUUACAUUCCAAUGGGGAUUACCAAUGGAGAAGUUUCAAAGUCAGGACCUUUCAGAUUGAUGCAGCACGAACCACAACUAGGCCGGUAUGAAGGAUUAUCGGUUGGCGAUAAUUCCUCAUUGUCAGAAGUGGAUCUUCAUUCUGCUUUUGAUGAGCUUGUUACCAUGGAUACAACUUACUGGACGAGUAGCUGGCGCCAAGGACUAGCUAAUCUUGGAUUCACAGACGAUGACCAAAUAAACGAUUUCUGCAAUUUUUCUUGAACUCAGAAGCGAGAUGGUAUUGAUUAUUACCAUUCUGAUCAGAAAAUUUGACGAAUUAUAAUAUAGGCAAGAUCAAGGUCAGGUUGAUCAGAAAUGAAUUUGAUGAUGGUCGGGAUUUAUUCCGGUUUUGUAGCUCUUCCACAUGGCCGAGCCCUGAUCUACAGUAGUUGAUAAACAUAACUUGAC
This is a messenger RNA of Talaromyces proteolyticus, 2376 nucleotides long. Its product is annotated as fungal-specific transcription factor domain-containing protein. Gene Ontology annotation, biological process: DNA-templated transcription; positive regulation of transcription by RNA polymerase II. The record is from RefSeq and is a predicted model, not a curated record. Lineage: Eukaryota; Fungi; Ascomycota; Eurotiomycetes; Eurotiales; Trichocomaceae. The coding region runs from base 1 to 2190 and encodes 729 amino acids. The transcript is spliced from 2 exons. Gene Ontology annotation, molecular function: DNA binding; DNA-binding transcription factor activity, RNA polymerase II-specific; zinc ion binding.